Annulohypoxylon maeteangense is the source of this 1145-nucleotide messenger RNA. RefSeq names its product S-adenosyl-L-methionine-dependent methyltransferase. NCBI's taxonomy places the organism in Eukaryota, Fungi, Ascomycota, Sordariomycetes, Xylariales, Hypoxylaceae. The coding region runs from base 198 to 1049 and encodes 283 amino acids. The transcript is spliced from 4 exons. The record is from RefSeq and is a predicted model, not a curated record.
UUCGGGCAGAACCAAUGUCGGCCGAUACGGAGCGGCUUUGUUUGUAUAAAUCCAAGAGUCGUGGCCGUGUAAGUCAGUCAAACAAACUUAACAAUUUUUACUUUAUCCUCAAAGACGAAAUAUAGUUUUGUUGUAAGAAAUUUAUACUUUCCUCGAAAAUCUGUAUUAAUCCAGUUGGAAUAUCCUCAUUCGAAGAAAUGGCUGAGAAGAAAGACCACUGGUCCUCUGAGGCGUACCAGCACUCAGCCUCAUUCGUGCCAAAGCUCGCAACGAAAAUCGUGCAAUGGCUCGACCCGCAAAAGGACGACGUGAUCUUGGAUACCGGUUGCGGUGACGGCAUCGUCAACAUCCAAAUGCAAGAAAUCCUCGCCCAAGGCAGCGGCAGCAUCCACGGCACCGACUCCUCACCAGCCAUGAUCGAAGCAGCCAAACAGCAAGCCAUCAAAGCCGGUGCUUCGAAAUGCACCUUCGAAGUCGCCGACGCCCUCCAACUCGCACAAUUCCCACACCUACAAGACGGGCACUUCACGAAGCUCUUCUCAAACGCAGCCCUGCACUGGGUCCUCGGGUCCUGCAAGACCUCUCCCUCGACACAAACCUCCUUCUUCGCCUCAGCGCGCAACGCACUAACACCCGGCGGAGUCUUCGCCUUCGAAAUGGGCGGGCUGGGCAACGUAUCCGAGAUCCGGUCCGCGCUACUAUCCUCCGUAUCGCGGCACGUUCCGGGAGGGUUAGACGCCGCGGUAGCGGUCGACCCGUGGUUUUUCCCGGACGAGGCGUGGGUUACGAAGACGAUGGAGGAGGACGUCGGGGGGUGGAAGGUCGAGCGCGCGGAGCGGGAGUAUCGGCCUACGGUUGCGGAUGCGGGAGGGGUGGAGGGGUGGGUGCGGUUAUUCGGAGCACCGUUUUUUGAGGCGGUGGAGGAGGGUGAGAAGAGGGAGAAGUGUAUUAGGGAGGCGGUUGAUGUGCUGGAGGUCGUGUGUCGGAAUCCGAGUGGGGGAUUCCAUCUGGGGUACGUGAGGUUAAGGGUUUUAGCGAGGAAGUUGUGAAAGGGUGAUUGGGGGAACGCCUUCUGAGAUUAAUGAGAAAGAGGCGUUGAUUAGUGGCUUCGGAGUGCAUUAGCUUCUAGCGAUUCUAGCAGGUAG